AUGGCAUCUAGAAUAAAUACCAGUUUCACUUUGAUUCCCAACCAGAAAUAUAGACGUAGUAAUCGUCGAUCCAGCUAUUUUUCCAACACCCUUGAUUCAGAUUCUCAGCCCUUAUCAACGCUUGGAAAUUUUAAAGCCUUGCCAUUGGAAAUAUUCCAAAUAAUCUUAAGAUAUUUGUCAGUGAAGGAUGUCAGCAUGCUAAGCAUGGUGUCUAAAACAGUCAGCCAGCACAUUAUUAAUUAUAUUUCAACUGCAUCAGGAAAAAGACUUUUACUACAGGACUUUCAUAACCUUGAGCUGCCUGGUAGGAAACAAGACUCUGCUAUACUGGAGCACUACAAAUCUCUAGGUCUACUAUUUAAAAGAUGCACGUUGCUGCUACCCACCAAGGAAAGACUAAAGUACAUUCACAAGAUACUCUCAGAAGUUUCCUGUUUAAAAUUCAAUGGCUGUGCAGCUCCCAUGCAAUGUUUAGGAUUACCAUGUUAUGGCAUGUUUUUACAGACCUUAACAGCAGGUUGGGAUGAACUUGAGUGCCAUCGUGUCUAUAACUUCUUAUGUGAGUUGACUAAUCUCUCCCGCAAGAUGCAGACUGUUGUCUGUAGCAAACCAGGAAGUGCCCGAAAACUAGAAUUAAGGAUCAGGCUAUUCUGUAGAAAUGUCCUCCUUGAUCACUGGAUACAUCGAAGUGAUUCUGCUUUUUGGUUGACACGAAUAUUAAAACCAUGGCCAAUGGUAAAUCAGGCAAGAUUACUGUACAUCAUCUUUGGGCCAACAUCUUCUCAGGAUGGACAGGUGGUUUGGCAGAAAAUGACAGAAGGACCUACAGAUGAAUCCAGUCUGAAAGGUUUGGCUGAUGCCAUUAAAUUACUGUAUGACACAGGCACCAAAGAGUGGACAGCAGAUGAUGUUAUCAGUCUUGUAGAUGAACUCUCAGUGGUUCCUCGGGAGUGGCUUCUAGAAAAUAAUGCACGUCUCCUAAUCCUAAGUGGAAACAACAUCUGUUUCACUUUCAUGGCUAGUAAAGCUGUGAAUGGACGGGCCAUUGAACUGGCAAGACUCAUUGUCUUUUUGGCUUUGGUGUGUGAGAAAGAACUAUACUGCAUGGAUUGGGCAGUUAAAAUGAUGCAAAAAGUUUGUAAAGUCUUUAGCACUCCCGUGGAAAGAAAUAACUUCCUGCAGAGUGUGGCAAAUGCAUUUGCCUGUGUUACAAUGGAAAUGCUGCAGUCAAUCAUGUCUGGAGAUCGUGAUGAAGACGACAGAGGUUUUUUGAAUUUGUUCCAUCUUGUACAUGCUCAGGCUAACUUCCAUAAGGAGGUCCUAUAUUUGACCAUGAACACACUGUCUCCCUAAAUACUCAGAAAGCCUUGAAUUUAGAGAAUACAUCGCUGAAUUAACACUUAAAAGGGUACUACGUUUCCACACCUGAAGAAUACAUCUAUGGGACUUUUUAUCAUCUAAGGAAACUAGGAAUUCAAAAGCUGCAUAGGAUUUUAGCAGCAACUGCUUACACCAUUAUUAAUAUAAAAACAAUAGGCAAAACCAAGAAUGUGCUGUGAUUUCUCUGGAAAAUAAGCUUUGCCUCAGA
Messenger RNA from Sciurus carolinensis (gray squirrel), 1588 nucleotides. It is a transcript of the gene Fbxo47, whose product is annotated as F-box protein 47. The record is from RefSeq and is a predicted model, not a curated record. Gene Ontology annotation, molecular function: protein binding. Lineage: Eukaryota; Metazoa; Chordata; Mammalia; Rodentia; Sciuridae.